This is a messenger RNA of Choloepus didactylus (southern two-toed sloth), 896 nucleotides long. It is a transcript of the gene PTRH2, whose product is annotated as peptidyl-tRNA hydrolase 2. Gene Ontology annotation, biological process: positive regulation of anoikis; negative regulation of anoikis. The transcript has 2 exons. Gene Ontology annotation, molecular function: peptidyl-tRNA hydrolase activity. Gene Ontology annotation, cellular component: mitochondrion; cytosol. The coding region runs from base 234 to 773 and encodes 179 amino acids. The record is from RefSeq and is a predicted model, not a curated record. NCBI's taxonomy places the organism in Eukaryota, Metazoa, Chordata, Mammalia, Pilosa, Megalonychidae.
AUUCCAUACGCCUUCUCCGUCUUCUUAGUAAACUGUUUCCAGCCCAGUGGGCGCUGGAGCCUUUUGAUCCUGCCCGGUCAGAUUUCCUUUGGAAAAGGGGGCCAAAGGAAAGACAUCAAAGACUUUGGGGAGGGGAGUAUCCAGGAUUUCUAGUUCCCAAGUAAAGCCUUCAUUCAGACAGUAUCGAUGCGCGCUCCCCGAAUAUGAGAAAAUACAGAGCAGGACUCACUUAGAUGCUCUUCAAAUCCUUGGUUAUGGAUUACUUGGUUCAUCCUGGUGCACUCAGCUUGGCUGCCGGCGUUGCGUGUGGCAUGUGCCUGGGAUGGGGCCUCCACGUACGCUUUGGGAUGAUCCCCAAAAGCUCAGUGAAGAAAGCGGACACAGACACUGGGGAUGAAGCCAGCAUCUUAGGAGAGAGUGGGGAAUACAAAAUGAUUCUUGUGGUUCGAAAUGACUUAAAGAUGGGAAAAGGGAAAGUGGCUGCUCAGUGCUCUCAUGCUGCUGUUUCUGCCUACAAGCAAAUUCAAAGGAGAAACCCUGAAUUGCUCCAAGAAUGGGAAUACUGUGGCCAGCCCAAAGUGGUAGUCAAAGCCCCUGAUGAAGAAACCCUGGUUGAAUUACUGACCCAUGCCAAAAUGCUGGGACUGACUGUAAGUUUAAUUCAAGAUGCUGGACGUACUCAGAUUGCACCAGGCUCCCGGACCGUCCUAGGAAUUGGGCCAGGACCAGCAGACCUAAUUGACAAAGUCACUGGUCACCUAAAACUUUACUAAAUGGAAUUCUGUAUGAUGAUCCCUCCAUGCCAAGUCAAAUUCUAACAAUAAAAGUUAGUUUGUUCCCCCAACUUUAGUAUUCUUGAGAUCAAAAUAAAAUCCCAUUCCUAUGUUUUUCUAUCA